CUUAGUUCGCUUCCUCCCUUUUCAGCCACUGAUGAUGCAUAAUAUCACCUGAUAUGAUUAUUACAUUCUCUUUCUUCUUGAUUCCAGAGUUUGAGUUUUUGAAUGAAUCCAGAUGGUUCGAUUGGCUAAAUCCUGUACAGAUCAUUGAUUUGAUUUUGAAGAGAUGAAGAGAAGUCGUCUUCCUUUUGGUUGGGAGCGGGAUUGGCUGAGGCCUCUGAUUGUGAGCUCUGUGCUUUUUGUUUUUCUGUUUCUUUUGGUGGCUCUAGGGCAUGGAAGAUCUUCAUCCAGCGCCGAUGUAGCUUCCCGACAGCAAUCGACGGGUUUGUAUCGAAAGACUGGAACCGACGUCCAGCUAUUAAAGCUUCCGAAGUUGCCGAAAUUCGCUUACUUGAUUUCUGGAUCCAAGGGGGAUGGACAACGGUUGAAACGAGUUCUGCAGGCGGUUUAUCACCCUUGGAAUUAUUAUUUGUUGCAUCUUGAUCUGGAGGCUCCUCUGACUGAACGACUUGAGCUGGCCAAGUAUGUAAAGUCGGAUGCGGUAUUGAGGAAGUUCGACAAUGUUUGGGUUGUUGGGAAAGCCAACUUGGUAACCUAUAAGGGUUCCACUAUGAUUGCUUGCACGCUUCAUGCCGUCGCUAUUUUACUGAAGAAGGCCAAGGAUUGGGAUUGGUUCAUUAAUCUAAGCGCGUCAGACUAUCCCCUCAUGUCGCAAGAUGACCUUCUUCAAGUUUUUUCUUAUUUGCCUAGGGAUCUGAACUUUCUUGAGCACACAAGUAAUAUUGGGUGGAAGGAGUUUCAAAGAGCUAGGCCAAUUAUGAUAGAUCCAGGAUUUUAUCAUUCAAAUAAAUCUGGUGUAUUUUGGGCAAAGGAGAGAAGGGCUAUGCCUUCUGCUUUCAAGUUAUUCAUGGGUUCGGCGUGGGUAGUACUGACAAGAUCAUUCCUGGAAUUUUGUGUGUGGGGCUGGGAUAACCUCCCUCGAACCCUACUCAUGUACUAUACAAACACCCUGUCAUCCCCAGAGGGCUACUUUCAUACUGUCAUUUGUAAUUCCAAAGACUACCAGAACACAACGGUUAACCAUGACUUGCACUAUAUAAGGUGGGAUAAUCCUCCAAAGCAGCAUCCAAUUACCCUAAAGUUUGAACAUUUUGAUGAGAUGGUCCAGAGUGGGGCCCCUUUUGGACGUAAAUUCAGAAAAGAUGCUGCCAUUUUAAACAGAAUUGAUUGGAAGCUCUUGAGGAGAUCAGAUGGCCGGUUUACACCAGGGGGUUGGUGCAUGGGGAGUUCUUUUCUGGGUAGAGAUCCCUGUACAAUUUACAGGAACCCAGACAUUAUUAAACCCACCCUCAGUACCAAGAGGCUGGAGAAACUAUUAGUGAAGCUUCUUGAUCCUGAAACUUUCAGGUCCAGACAAUGUAAAUAGCUGUAUAUAAUUAAACUUGCACUUGUCUCUAUGUUUUAUUGGAAGUAGCCAUGCAUCUAGAUGUAUUUGAUACUCAAUAUGGAUCAUGUAACUAACAGCUGCAUUUUUCACAGAUUUUGGUAUAUGUGAUGCAAUGAAACAGAAGUCGGUGCAAA
Messenger RNA from Telopea speciosissima, 1578 nucleotides. Its product is annotated as beta-glucuronosyltransferase GlcAT14C. The transcript has 4 exons. The coding region runs from base 164 to 1423 and encodes 419 amino acids. The record is from RefSeq and is a predicted model, not a curated record. Gene Ontology annotation, molecular function: glucuronosyltransferase activity. Lineage: Eukaryota; Viridiplantae; Streptophyta; Magnoliopsida; Proteales; Proteaceae. Gene Ontology annotation, cellular component: membrane.